AUGGAAGGUAGCUCAAAAUCUAAAAUCCCUGAUGGUCAUUCGGUAGUUAAAAGACUGCAAAGCGAGUUGGUACAGCUGAUGAUGUCGCCGUCGCCUGGGCUGAGUGCAUUUCCUGAAAGCGAGGAGGAUUUGACCAAAUGGUGUGGUAUCAUUACAGGGCCCGACGGUACACCGUAUGAAGGGCUGCGGUUCAAGAUAGCCUUGGAUUUUGCUCAGACGUACCCUUAUGCUGCUCCAAAAGUGCGUUUUGUAAGUCCUAUGUGGCACCCGAACGUGGAUAUGAGUGGCAAUAUCUGUUUGGACAUUUUAAAAGAUCAAUGGUCGGCGGUCUAUAACGUUCAAACGAUCUUGCUUUCGUUGCAAUCGCUCCUGGAAGAGCCGAACAACAGCUCACCACUGAACGCAGUAGCAGCAGAGCUGUGGGACAACGACAUGCAAGAGUACAAAAAAAACUGA
Messenger RNA from Lachancea nothofagi CBS 11611, 456 nucleotides. NCBI's taxonomy places the organism in Eukaryota, Fungi, Ascomycota, Saccharomycetes, Saccharomycetales, Saccharomycetaceae. The record is from the annotation of a GenBank genome assembly.